AUUAAUAAGUGCAAAAAGAAUUGUUGCCGGACGUUCGGCUGCGUCAACGCAUGUGUUUUGAAAAAUGGCAACAAUAACGUCGCACUGCCCUUUCUCGCAUACUGUAAAAUCUAAAAAAAUCAUGCCACCUUAUCCAAAUCUGCCGACCCAUCGUCAUCCAAAAUGUGUGAUCAUCACGAAGAAUAUCCUGAUAACGGCAAGAGCACUGGUAUCGCUGAUGGAAUGCUAUUUCUUCGCAGAACGUGACAAAUAUGGAUCAGCGCUGGAUGUCAUCGAUUGAUCGCGCAGAGUAUGGUGUGAAGCCGCACCCUGCUGUGUUGAAUUUUGCCAAAAUAUUUUUUUAAAUUCAAAAUUCUGCCUGCAAUAUUAAUCCAGCUACACGUUCCUUUUUAGAUGGGUGGGUGUACCUAUGGAAAUACAUAUCCUGUUUUCAUAGACUAUAAUCAGUUUUGUCAUAACCAUAAUUGCUAAGUCUUUCCCUUCCUCAAAUAAAAGAAUCCGGUAGGGUAUCUCGUUGUCGCGUCGUUUCUCUCUCGGUGAUGGGCAUAUCGCAUCGCUUGACAGCAACCGUUUGAGUGACCGAGAAACUCGCGGAUGUUUAAAACCAUUCCACAAUUUGCGUACCCUAACUCACAUCAGCUGAAACAG
Messenger RNA from Plasmopara halstedii, 648 nucleotides. RefSeq lists its product as uncharacterized. Bases 65 to 280 code for a protein of 71 amino acids. The record is from RefSeq and is a predicted model, not a curated record. The transcript has a single exon. NCBI's taxonomy places the organism in Eukaryota, Oomycota, Peronosporomycetes, Peronosporales, Peronosporaceae.